Molecule: messenger RNA, 2758 nt
Organism: Ectocarpus siliculosus
Lineage: Eukaryota; Phaeophyceae; Ectocarpales; Ectocarpaceae
Source: the annotation of a GenBank genome assembly
AUGUUCGUUAUCACAACGUCGUUGCAGGGAAAGUGGGCCCGAAAAAACUACAAGCGAAGGCUUUCUCAGCAAAGUCGAAGAGCUUUGGCACUCGUUGCCGCAACGAGUACAGCUUCGACUUUGGCCACGACGACUGGACGCUCUUCGACUGCUUCUGCCACUGCUUCAACGACAGUCGUGCACCCGGCAGCCCGCGCUCCACCGGGCUUGGUUGCGGGGAUGAACCCCGAAGAGGGAACUUCGCUCGAGUCGGCGCCAACAUACAACUCGAAUACGACAGAAACUCAAGAUGGGAACUUCAAUCCUGCCGCCGCUUCCGCCACCGUUAGCUCAAACAACACCUCUGCAGGUUUAAAAGGGACCCCAGCCGCCGCUGCCACUCAGGCCCCUGUCGCCGCUGCUGCUGCUACGACUCCCGGUCCCCCCACCUCCACUGAAGGUCCGUCUGUCAUCCCCGCCUCCAUCGGCCCGGCCCUUCCCCCCGCCGUUUCCACACCCGCCGCCGGAGCGGCCGCUGCUGCCACCUCCGGCGCCACUACCGCCUCUGACUUUGUCCUGAAGAGCAUCGAAAUCGACGCAAGGAUCAGGCAAAUGCAAAAGGAGUACAAUGAAUUCACGGAAGCUUUGAAUGAGGGAAUUUCGUACCAUGGUGUCGAAGACCCCGUUGAAAUACAUCGUUCCCGGGAGACCGCGAUAAAAAUGUGGCUCAUGUUCGCCGGGGAGAGGAAGAGACUCUACGAGCAGGAACGCAAGCGGGAACGCAUAUCGAAAGACAGCACUCGGCAGCCGAAGAAGCGCCGAAAGAAGCACAAGAAGCACGGCGCACGGGAACCUGACUCCGGUGGUGGAAGUUAUUCUUCGGCUUCUGCUACUGUGGCCACUCGUGGUCCUAUCACCCACGCCGCUGCCGCUGCCUGCGCUUCCGCUGCCGCCCCCGCUCCUGCUCCUGCUCCUGCUCCUGCUCCCGCCGCGCCGGAUUUUGCCGCUGCUGCUGCUGAACGCCGUUCUGCUCCUGCCUCGGCCCCUGCCCGUUCUCCUGCUCCUGCCGCCGCUCCUCCUACUGCCGCCGCCCCGGCACCCACCCCCACCUUCAAACAAGGUUUGAAAGGGACCCCAGCCGCCGCUGCCACUCAGGCCCCUGUCGCAGCUGCUGCUGCUACGACUCCCGGUCCCCCCACCUCCACUGAAGGUGUUACUCCAACUCCUGCCUCUCCUGCUCCUGCUCCUGCUCCUGCCGCAUCGGAUGCUGCCGGUGCUGCCGGUGCUGCACGACGUUCUGCUCCUGGUUCCGUCCAUGCCCCUUCUCCUGCUGCUGCAACCACUCCUUCUCCUGCCGCUGCCCCGGCCGCCACCCCCGCUGCUGCUGCUGCUACCAUCCCCGGGCCCCCCACCUCCACCGAAGGUCCGCCUGCCAUCCCCGCCUCUGUCGGCCCGGCCCCUGCCCCCGCCGUUUCCACACCCGCCGCCGGAGCGGCUGCUGCUGCCACCUCCGGCGACCCUAUCGCCCUCGCCCUUGCCCUUGAGAUCGCUGAACUUGAGGCACGGAUCCUAGAUAAGGAACAGGAGGAAAAAAAGUACACGGAGGCUUUGAAUGGGGGACUUCCGUGCCUCGGUGUCGACGACCCCAAUAGUUUGUGUCAUUUCCGGAAUGUCGUUAGAAGUCAGUUGAUCCUUAUCCGCUAUGGGUGGAUGGAACUCCGCCGGCAGCAACGCAGCAUACACAGCACUCGGAAGCCGAAGCAUCCUGCUGACUCAUCCGGUGGCUCUGGCCUUGCCGGUGGUGCACCUGCCACCGAUCCUGCUUCUGCCGCUCCCGCUCGUGCCGCGUCGGGAGCUUCGGCGCCGGAUGCAGCUGAUCGACGUUCUACUCCUGGCUCCGCCCCUGCCUCUGCUCGUGCUGCUGCCGCCGCUCCCGCCCCUGCCGCGCCGGAUGCUGCCGCUACUCCUCGCGCCUCCGCCGCCCCGGCCACCGCCCCCGCCGCUUCUGCUGAAGCAAGCGGCACUGAGCCCACCUCCGAACAAGGUGCGACAGACUCUCCCAGUGGCGAACCUUUCGCUGGCACGUCUACGGAGUUGCGUUUAUCAAGCUCUCGAGAUUCGGGAGAUGAUCAAAUGAUAUUCGUGCAUGUACAACACGAAAUUUGAAGUAAUUGGGAAGGAAAAACGUGGAAGGAGACGACUUGACCAAAUUUUUCUGGAUAUCGGGGAGUUUGAAUCAGAAGGGAGACAAGUUGCCGCGGACGAAAAAAAAUCUGUCCGAAGUCUUCAAAUGGAGGGAAGGGAUUUUUUUGCCCGUCAAUGUGAUGGUUUUGAAGGAGGGUGCCUUAAGUGACGCGGUGGCCGAUUCGUACGAUUUGCUGCUAGGCGCUGCUCCGUUUUUACUAGCUCCUGGCCCACACGGUGUUGGUUUUAACUUGAACAAGCGAAGGAACUCCUCCUGACAUAGAGGCGGCGUUUCAUGCUGGUGGUGGCGGUAGAGGCGAAGGGCAUAGCGCCCGCCGCUUUGAAUCACGAGGUUGUGUACGUGGAAGUAGUAUCUCUGGCUUCGAUCUCCACUUCGACUGCGGAUUGUCCUGUUGUGUAGAGCAAGCGGUCGGGUAGGAAGACGGUGGUGAGGUGGUGCUCGGUGUAUUUCAUUGAAGACACGUUGUCUGUUGUAACAGCUCUUGACAACAAUUUUUGCGAUGGAUACGUCCUGUUAAACUCUGUUUUUCCAGCCGCAUUUUGGGGUAUUUUACCCCAGCUUGUCCCGAUGCUC